Messenger RNA from Sesamum indicum (sesame), 2099 nucleotides. NCBI's taxonomy places the organism in Eukaryota, Viridiplantae, Streptophyta, Magnoliopsida, Lamiales, Pedaliaceae. The record is from RefSeq and is a predicted model, not a curated record.
CAUUAGAUUAGUAGUUCGUUGAGGUUUAAUUAUCAUCUUUUAAUGCAAUCAAUCACGUACAUAAAUAGUAUAUCUUCAGCAAGGAGUCAUUAUACUAUAAUCUUACCACGCGUCUACAAAUUUUAUCUGCAAAAUUCGGUAUAAUUCCGAAAAACAUGCCCAUUUUUCAGUCGAAGAUCUAGGCACACACCACCAACAGCAGUCUUCUCCUCUUUCUUCAACUCACAUUUUCGGUUUUAACCCGUUGGAUUUAAGGUAAUUUGCGGAAGAGAUGGAGAGAGUGCGUCAGUGGAGCAGUGAGUCCGGCGGCGGGUCUCCGGCGCGUGGCAGUCAUGUGCGGUCCUCGUCCGUGAGUGGCAUGUCAAGCAUCAAGCGCACGCAGAAUUAUGCGGCGAAAGCUGCGGCUCAGCGGCUGGCUCAAGUCAUGGCUUCACAGGCCGCUGCCGACAAUGACGAUGAUGAGGAUGAGGUUGGUGACGGGGACAAUGAUGGAGAUUUAGGGCUCCGAUUCAAUCCUCCGCUUCCAUUGUCUCUCUCCAGGCCUCCUGUCAAGAGUAAUGGCGCUAAUAAUGGUGGUGGCGGGGUUAAUCCUGUGAUUCCGUCGACUAAGAUCAGUAGAUCUUCUUCUGAUGCGGUAACUCGCAACUUACUGGAUGGAGUCCUACCAGCUCGCUCAACUUCAACAGGAAGGCCGUCGUUGUCUAUUAGAACAACACCCUCUGCACCUCCUAGUAGGACUUCGUUGAAAACUCCUGCGCCUAUUCCACCUAUUGAUCCUCCUAGCAACCGGCAAAGAGAAAAGAAGUUUUCACCAGAGUUAGGACAGUUAAAUUUAAAAGAUGCGGGAGAGGGGCGUGCUUCUUCUGCGCUUCGCGAUGAACUAGAUAUGCUACAAGAGGAAAAUGAAAAUGUUCUCGAAAAGCUCCGACUUGCAGAGGAGAGUUGUGAAGCGGCCGAAGCAAGAGUCAAGGAACUUGAGAAACAGGUUGCUGCUCUUGGAGAAGGAGUUUCUUUGGAAGCUAAACUUUUGAGCAGGAAGGAAGCUGCAUUGCGUCAAAGAGAGGCUGCACUCAAGGAGGCCAAGCAAGCAAAAGAUGGGGUAGAUGUGGAAAUGUCAUCAUUACAAUCUGCUGUUAAGAUCGCAAAAAAGGAGGCUGCAACUGUUGUUGAACAACUUCGUGGAACUGAAUCUGAAGUUAAAGCACUUCGAUCUAUGACACAAAGACUGGUGUUAACCCCACAUGAAAUGGAAGAGGUUGUUCUUAAAAGGUGCUGGCUUGCGAGAUACUGGGGCUUAGCUGCUCAACUGGGUAUCUGUGCGGAUAUUGCUUUGUCAAAGCAUGAAUAUUGGUCAUCUUUGGCACCUCUUCCUCUAGAAGUUGUUCUAUCUGCUGGACAGAAGGCUAAAGAAGAAUGCUGGGAGAAAGGUGACAACAAUCCACAAAGGGGUAAACUUGUUGAGGACUUCAAUGAUCUCACUGGAGAAGGAAACAUUGAGAGUAUGCUAACAGUUGAAAUGGGCUUAAAGGAACUAGCCUCCUUGAAGGUUGAGGAAUCUAUUGUGCUUGCAUUUGCUCAACAAAGACGUCCAAACUCGACUAGGACAUCAUUGACAGAUUUCAAGUCACCGAUUGAUCCCAAGUAUAUGGAAGCAUUUGAACUCAGCCCAGAGGAGUCUGAAGAUGUCCUGUUCAAGGAGGCAUGGCUUACAUACUUUUGGCGAAGAGCUAAAGCUUAUGGUAUCGAGGAGGAAAUAGCCAAUAAGAGACUGAAAUUCUGGAUCAGCCGCAGCGGGCAAUCACCGACCUCGCAUGAUGCUGUUGAUGUGGAGCAAGGUUUAAUGGAGCUGCGGAAAUUGGAAAUUGAGCAUCGACUCUGGGAAGCAUCCCGCAAAGAAAUAGACCAGGACGAUUCCCUUCUUAAUGGACGAAAAUCUGCUGCAUAGUCAGGAGGUUUCAACUCUCUAAGAUCCAAAACAAUAAUGUAUUUUCCACUAGUUCUCACUUAUAAUAUAUUUACCAGACAUAAUUUUGACCUUACUAAAGUAUAUCUUGCCGAGCUAUUAAUCUCAUUUUGUAAGUAGAGUUAUUGCGUUUAAA